AUGUUAUCGACACAUUUUGCCAUUUUAUCAAUAACAGGUGUCUGGUGUCCUUCGCACUGGUCGUCGAAAACUUCGAAACUCUUGUACAAAAUGUACUCUUGUUUUGUCAUUUUCCUAAUGUACAGCUUAGGAUUAUCUCAAUUGGCGCAAAUAGUUUUUGUUAGACAUGAUUUCAAGAGCUUCAACGACACCUUCUUCAUUCUUUUGUCAACGAAUUUAACUUGCUUCAAAGCUAUCCGAAUUUUGCUGAAUCAAAAGCAAGUAAUUAGUCUGAUGGAAAUGUUUAAACAAGACCGCUGCUUGUUCCAUGAUUGCUUUGAAAAAAAUAUAGAAAAACGAUGCGAGUAUUACUGCAGAAAAGUCGCAAUAUCACUUUUGUGCCUAUGCGAGAUCACAGGUAUAUUUUUGGUUAUCGCACCACUUUUCAAAGACACUGAGAAUCAAGAGUUGCCCUACAAAGUGCUUUUACCCUAUGACAUCUCCAAUCCUCUGUUUUACUGGCUAACUUUUUUUCAUCAUACUAUUGGCGCAGCUACAUUUACUGCUAUCAGUAUAACCACAGACGCCCUAAUAAUUGGAUUUAUGUUGCACGUUUGUGCCCAACUUGAUUUGCUGCAAUUCAGACUUACAAGAUUUCCCGAAUUGAUUGGAGGAACAGAUUCGUGGGAAAAAGCUCAAAGAAUCGAGAAACUUUUACUGGCUCAGAGUGUCAACCACCACGUCAAUAUUUACGAAAUAUCCAAAUCAGUUUGUACCGUCUUUAGCGAAAUUAUCAUUAGCCAGUUUUGCGUUAGUGCAAUUGAAAUUUCCAUUAGUGUUUAUCAGUUAUCGCUUCAUAUGACUAAUGUUGUCGAAUCUUGCACGUAUUUGCUUUACCUGAUUUGUAUGUUGGGACAGCUUUUUGUUUACUGCUACUUUGGGAAUGAAGUUCAUCUUCAGAGCAAAAAAAUAAACUAUACGAUAUUUAGUAUCAACUACACCCCCUUGUCGAUUGAACUACAAAAAGAUUUGACAUUAAUGAAUCUACUGUCAUCGAAGCCCAUCAUAAUAUCAUGCGGACCCUUUGUUCGCUUGUUACUGGACUCGUUUACGCACAUCGUUAGAAUCUCGUAUUCAACUUUUAAUGUUUUGUAUAAAUCUGUUUAA
Molecule: messenger RNA, 1146 nt
Organism: Copidosoma floridanum
Lineage: Eukaryota; Metazoa; Arthropoda; Insecta; Hymenoptera; Encyrtidae
Product: odorant receptor 13a-like
Biological process (GO): detection of chemical stimulus involved in sensory perception of smell; sensory perception of smell
Cellular component (GO): plasma membrane
Molecular function (GO): odorant binding; olfactory receptor activity
Source: RefSeq, a predicted model, not a curated record